AUGACCGUACAACCAGCAGAGUUCCUAGCAGGAAAGAGGAUCGCCGUCGCCGGUGGAGGAUUUGCCGGUCUCUCAUUUGUACUUGCCCUUGACCAACUAUGGCAAGGCUCAACCCUGGACCGUCCCGAAGUCCUCCUCUACGAGCAGUACAGCCGCCACGAGUCCCUUCAAAAGGACCCAUAUACACUAUGUGUCAACGGAGCUAGCCAAGAUGACGGACUGGUUGCGAUUCAACAAUUGGGAUUACUAGAUGCGGUUCGCGAACACUCAACCCUCAAUGAUGGCGACAUCCGGGUCUGGUCGGACAAUUGGAAAUGGCUGUCAUCGAUCAACCCGACAGCGUAUGGAAACCUCCCAGCAGCAACUGUGCGCAUCACCCGCCAGAACCUCAUGCGCAUUUUGGUGGAGAAGGCUGAGCAGACAAAGACCGUCUUGAGAUGGGGCUCAGCCUGUACAUCGGCCGAACGUCUAUCGAACGGCCAAAUUCGAGUGUCAAUCUCCGAAGAUAUUGGAAGCGCAAACAGUUCCACGCUGGACUGUGAUCUUCUCGUCGCGGCCGAUGGUGCCAACAGUCGCAUCCGAGCCUCUUUCCGACCCAACGAUAUGACAACUCAGUACGCCGGUGCAACUCAAAUCGGCGGCAUUUCAUAUCUUCCCGGGGGACUCCCCAAGCCCAUCGACCAGGACUUCGUCCUCCAGAUGUCCUCGGGCGAAGGAGUCUGUUGUCUCUACCACCCGUUCGACAACAAUACAAUUGCCUGGGAACUGAGCACAGUGGGACCUGAACGCGAGGCGAAAACCAACUUCAAUACCGAAGAACUGAACGCCCUAAAGCAGGAAGCCUUGAAAACCGCCUCAAUGUUCCAAGAUCCCUUCAAAACUGUCGUAGAGGCCACAAUCCCCAACACUGCAUUCAUCCGUCCCGCGAAGGAGAAGCCCGCGUUCCAACACGAUGCUCGUCUGCAUGGGGUUAUGUUCAUCGGGGACGCAAACCAUAUUCUCAGUGCCUUUGAACCGCUCGGUGCCAAUCUGGCACUGAAGGAUGGUUGGGAUUUGGCCGAACAGCUCUGUCGCAAUAUUUCCCUCGAUGCGGCAGCGGCCUCGUACGACAGGCUGAGUAUUCCGCGCUUUCAGCAUAACUUCAACUUUUCGCAUGAGCGGAUUGGUUUUGGACACUGCACGGGGAGUAAGUGGAUGUUUUACAAGUAUGGUAUGGCUGCACAGCGGGCGUUAAAGAAGGUUCAUUGA
Molecule: messenger RNA, 1248 nt
Organism: Penicillium subrubescens
Lineage: Eukaryota; Fungi; Ascomycota; Eurotiomycetes; Eurotiales; Aspergillaceae
Product: FAD-dependent monooxygenase
Exons: 1
Coding region: 1-1248 (415 amino acids)
Molecular function (GO): FAD binding
Source: RefSeq, a predicted model, not a curated record